CUUCUGGGCAUGCUCAGUCCUGUCUGACUGAACUUUGACCCUACAGCCUCAACCACAAUGAGCUCCUCUGGAUCAACUCUUAAGGUCCAUGCAGUUCGGUUUGGACCAGGUCAGGAGCUGCUGGGCUCUCUGCAGGCCUUUGUGGAGCAGCUGCACCUGGAGGCACCCUUUGUCAUCACCUGCGUGGGAAGCGUCACAAAGGCGACUCUUCGUCUGGCAAACGCGUCGACAACAAACACAAACGAGGUGCUUCAUCUGAGUGGGCGGUAUGAGAUUGUCUCCCUGGUUGGAACCCUCAACCCAGACGCCCACCUCCACAUCAGCCUGUCAGACUCAAUGGGCCAGACCAUCGGGGGUCAUGUCCUAGGGGACCUGGAGGUGUUCACCACAGCAGAGGUUGUCAUUGGAGAGGCGGUCAACCUGCGCUUCAGCAGAGAGAUGGAUGAGAGGACUGGAUUCCCAGAACUAGUGGUCCAGUCUGAUUCAGAAAGCAACAGAACCUGAAGUUCAGUUAGUUGGUUGUUAGUUAAACUGUCAGUUAGUUUGAGUCUCAAUCAUAGCUCAAUAAAAAUGAUCGUCAACAGGUUAAUUAAAAAUGAAAACUAAAAUUUGAGAGACUGGGGAUAAAAUGUCAGGUUUGGGGUUUGGUGGUUUACUUUAAUGAUGAAGAGAGAACAGGGUUAGGGUUGAGGUUGAAACUGACACUAGACAGGGUAUCCGCGGGUCCUUAAAAAGUCUUAAAAUGUCUUAAAUUAGCUUUUCCAAAGUUAAGGCCUUAAAAAUCCUUAAAAACUACAAAUAAUCCUUAAAUACAGUUUCCAUAGGUCUUAAAUUUUCAAAGACCAAAUAAACAAGAUUCUUUUAUUUCUUUAA
Messenger RNA from Nothobranchius furzeri (turquoise killifish), 873 nucleotides. Its product is annotated as bifunctional protein GlmU. Lineage: Eukaryota; Metazoa; Chordata; Actinopteri; Cyprinodontiformes; Nothobranchiidae. The record is from RefSeq and is a predicted model, not a curated record.